AUGAAUAGAAGUACAGAGUUAGACCCGAGGAGCGUGACCUCUGAACCAACAAACAGUGCAGGAAAGGAGAAGAGGGAGGUUGCUUCUGAGCUGAGCAGCCCACGUUUGCAUAGCAUGGACAGUGGGUUCUUUGAAAGAGGUAUUAAAACAAUGUUAAGUGUCCGGAAAUCAAAACGAAGUCUGAACAAAGAGAAAGAAAAGGAAGGUACUGGCACUUGGAAAGGAAAACGACUUUCUUUGCGAUUUCCCAAGAGCUAUGAGAACAAAACCACGACCUGUAAUGGCAUGCAGGAGGUUAGUGAGAAGAUAGAAGCAGAGCCCAUUCAAGGAAAACCUCUUUCAGUAAUGGAAAUCAAUGAACUUAUUCAGAAAAGGCAACUUUUAGAAGCAUUUGCAAGCAUCAAGUACUUGGAAGAUGAGACUAUCACUGAACGGGAUGCUGAGAAAUACAAAGAUAACCCCCAGGAGUUUGUACGGAAAUCCAAGGAUGUGGAUUUGCUUUAUAACUCCAUCACAAAUGUGAUCCAGGCCAUCGUGGUGGAAACACUGGAGCAUCCCACUGUAGAGGAUACCAUGCUGACCUCCCUGGUGACUUUAAUUGCCUAUGAGGAAGCAGCUCAUCCUAACACAGGGAAUGCUGGUGGUCCUGGGUCAGACUUGCUUGGCAUGCCCAGAAAGUGGAAGGAGGUGUGGAGGGAAGCUGUCAAUGAGAGUGCUAGAAAAAGGGUCCUGAGGGUACCCAUGGCAUUGAAGGAAGAAGACAGUUCUUGGCUUAAUCUUCACUUGGGUUUCCUCCAGAAACACCUGAGUGAAGACUUACUAAAAAUCAAGCUAUCAGUACAAAAGAGAUAUCCGGAGGAGUACCAGGUGUGUGACAUAUAUGUGGAGGCUUUUCACAAGGCCAUUGCCUCGCAUUUGCAAGAUCUCUCCCAGAGACCACUGGAAUUCAAUGAGCUCUACACCUUGCUCAACUGGGUGGCCAACACUUACUGCAGUGAACUCUUUCUGGGUAACCCCAAUCUCAAACCAGAAAUUAAGACAGAAAACCUGUCCCUGCUGUUAACGCCAGCUGUUUGGGAUAAACUGAAAAACGACUACAUCACUUCUGCAAAGGGAAAAAUCAAAAGCUAUUUUGGAAACAUCCUGAGACUGGAGGUCACGGAGAAGUGGGAGAAGGAAGUUCACCCAGAAGUGAAGAAAAACCUCUACCAGUCCUCACUCUCCUUAGAUAUUCAAACGAUCAUCGGGGAGCACAUGAAGAUAUCUAGAGCAAUCAGCAGAAGCCUGGAAACAAAAAUGCUUGAGCUGUGUCUGGCAGAGCUACGCGAAUUCAUACCAAGGUUUGAGGAGGAGUUUGUGGCAUGGAGCACUGCCUGGGACAGCCCCAUCUUUGCACCCCAUUUUGUCUCCUACAUCAACAACUUCCAUGACCUGCUGUCAGGGUUAGAAGCAAUGUUUAAAGUCAACACUGAGGAACUGCAGAAGAUUGUGGCAGCUCUGACAAGGAACUUCACGAGUAUUUUUUUAAACAAAUUAAGAAAAAAAACACAGCCACUCCUUAAGAAAAUCCUGACCAAGGACUGGAUUUUGUCAAUGGAAAGGCCGGACUCAUUGGCGUCAGCAGUCUCACAGUUCUCUGAGCACCUGCAGCACAUGAGGGAGCCUAUGGGGCAGGAGCUUCUACGUGAUGUUCAUAAGUACGUGGUGAGGGAAUACAUCACGCUGGUCAUCAAACCCAGAUGGAAAAUGAACAGGGAGACUCGGCAGCGAGUGAGCAACAAGAUGAACAAGGAAGCCAGAAUCAUUCAUAAUAUGCUCAUUGAUCAGGGCUCUGAUGCUGACUGGCUCGUUCCUGCCAUGCACCAUAUUGCCAAUAUCAUUGGGGAGAAGAAAAAAGACAAAAUCAAGGAGUAUGUCAAGGAGCUGUGUCAGGAUUAUCCAGAUAUCAGGAAGGAGCAUGUCCUGGCGAUCCUCGCUCUCCGGGGGCUGGGACGCACCAGGAGAGCAGCGAUUUUUCGGCAAGGCUACCAUGUGCCAGAGAGCCCCGAUGGUGGGGAGGGCAGCACACUCUUCGCUGAAAUUGAUGUCCCAGUGAUCACCAGCUGCUUCUAAAACAACCAUGACAAGAGGUCAGCAUCUUUCCUCCUCCUAUACUGUCUCUACGGCAUGAUCCAAACCCUGCUCCCUGCCUCACUCCUCUGCAAACACAACUUUCUGAUUGUUGUAGGAAAAGGAGUAGUUUUCUGAAUUUGCUACCCUGAGUUCAGAAACCAAAGGCAACAGAUGCACCAAGUCACUGACCUCCUGCAAGAGCUCCUGGGGAGCAACUCCAGCCUGAGCACUGCCUUCACCCUGUGUUCAGUACAGAUUUUAUUGCUAGGAGAAUGCUCUGUUGUUUGGUUCAAGAUUGAAUCUCUUUUCAGAGAACAGAUGAAAACCAAAAGGAAUUCACUCAGAGCUAUAUUAAGGCUUGCACUGUACAUUGUACAAUUAUACAGCAGCAGAACAAGAUCCUCCUUCAUAAUUAGUGUCCCUGAGCAACGGAAGGGCAGAGCUUGGGCAGGGAUGUGGUAGCACCCAAGUCCUGUUCUUCUUCUGUGAACCAGCUGGCUGAGCUGGCAUAACACAAAGCCAGUGAUGUUGUGACUUGAUACCACAAACCACUACCUGCCUGAGGAGGAAACCCGUGGAGGGUUUCACAGCUGGGAUGUGAAGCACAUGGACCACUCUGUGUUCCAGGAUGAACCCUAUGGCCUGUCUGCUUUUUCAGCAGAUUCUGCUCACAUGCGGGCUGCCUUGAAAAACUCCUGUUGGACCAAAGACCUGUUCAUGCUAUCACAGCCUUUCUGUAUGGGCAGACAUGGCUGGACUGGAUGUGGAGGGAAGCUCAAAAUCCUCCUUGCCCCAGGGAAAAGGGCCACCAUGCCACCACUACGUUCAAAAGCAUUUUAACAAAUCUGGUACAGUCUGACUGCAGUAAAAGAGACCUCCAGCAGCCUACAGCCAUACAAAACUGAUUUUAGUUAAUCCAAUUUAUCUUGUAAGUUGCCCUCCACAGUUAAUCCAAGACUCUGUGCAGAGACAUGUUUAUGGUCUAUCAAUCAAUGUGAUAAAUGUGGACAUGGCAUAACCUUGAAAACUAACUUGUUUGCUGCAGAGCUUAGAGCACCAGUAGUGAGCCUCUUCCAUUUUCUUUGCUCCAGUUUGCACCAGUAUUAAUUUCAGCUCAGGUGAGCAGCAGGAACUGGUGACAGGCCAAGGGAGCUGUUCUGAUGGAUGAGGAAUACAGAGUGCACCUUUAAUUCACAGCCAUCAUAUGAAACUUCUUCUGACAUAGACUUGCUCCCUCCACAGUCAAGACAAGGUUUGUUUUUUUUUAAAGAUGGAUUUGAAACAUGAGGUAUAAAUUGAGAGCUUGAGGCAGGAAAUCUUAGGAGGAAUUUUCUACCUGCGUCUUUCUUUAAUACAGCUCAUGACAAUUCCUGUGAAUCUUCAGCUUGGUGACUUUCUAUACUUGCUAUGGAGAAGGAGAAGUAAAAACUCAUCUGCAUCUCCUGUUAGAUGUGCAGAGUUCAGGAAUACUUUUGAGCUCCCCUUCCCUGUCCUGGGUAUAUGAUGCAAGCAGGGACACCUGGAUUACACCCUCCAUGGGUGUUAGAGCUACAGCCCCAUCCUGACAGAGUGGAAGGGCAUCAGUGCUAAGAAAUUCACAUUUUAUCAAAAGCACUGAUAAGGUGGGGAGAUAAAAAGGGAAUUUCAACUUUUGCACCCACAGUCUGAGACAUCACUGAAUUUUCAGAGGAGCUCAGGUUUUGAGGCACUGAAGCCUCAGUGAGUUUUGUGCAUAAGAAAUUUCCCUCUCCCCUGUGUACACCUCUGAUCCAAGCACCUCAUGCAAGGCAUCUGCAACACAGGAAUUUUCCCAAAUGCCUUAAAUGGAUAUGGUACAAUGGGUUUCAAUCUUAUUAUUUGACUGGCAGUCUCUCCACAAAGCAGCUGCCUUUCCUCAGCCUCCAGCUGCCUGGCCCUGGGAUAAGGCACUCGGCUUCUCUUUUCUAAUAAAAGAAAGUUGCUACCCUGAAGUCGCGGCAAAGAGCUGGGCACAGUGAUCUGCCUUUUGUCACAGCCUCUCCUGGGACACCCAGAUCUCCUGCAGCCUGGCAUCCUGUGAGCCAGUGGCAGGAGCAUAGCCUGCAUCCUCUGGGAACUGCUGCUCUCCUGCUGCUUGCUCUUGAGCAAACCAGUUUAAAGUUAACCCCAUCAGAGCAAGACUACAGUUUAGUCCCUCUCCUGCCCCUCCAGCAAUGCAGGCAGAGAAUAAGCUUCAGGGCGGUGAGGAGCAGGGGUCCCUCACUGGCAGCAGGAUGCUUGUCCAAGGCCAUGGAACAGAUCCUGGGGACACCCAAGCAAGAGGAAAGGAAGAUCCGUGCUCUCUGAGAUGAAUGUUGCUAUCCAGCUGUCUUCUGUGAAACACUCUGUGUU
Messenger RNA from Melopsittacus undulatus (budgerigar), 4482 nucleotides. RefSeq names its product exocyst complex component 3 like 4 (gene EXOC3L4). Gene Ontology annotation, biological process: exocytosis; exocyst localization. The record is from RefSeq and is a predicted model, not a curated record. Gene Ontology annotation, molecular function: SNARE binding. Bases 1 to 2112 code for a protein of 703 amino acids. The transcript has 11 exons. NCBI's taxonomy places the organism in Eukaryota, Metazoa, Chordata, Aves, Psittaciformes, Psittaculidae. Gene Ontology annotation, cellular component: exocyst.